AUGCCGGAUGUGCAACAUAACAAGACAACCGGUAAUGAAUUGCUUGGAAUUCAUUCCAACACCCAUUUGCUCCGGGUCCCUUCAACACUCCACAUGUUUUGCUCACCACCGCCAACAACACUCCACAACAAAACGAUGGAACCAAUUAGUAGCAGGAAGGAAAUCUUGGGUCUCUUUUGUUCCAAGUAUGGUGUUAAUGUUGAAAAUGUUGGAAACGAGAUCCUCUAUCCUCCUCCAAGUCAACAUAAUGCUUCCAAAAAUGACAGCGCCAACGUGAAAAUCCCCAAUUUGAUUGACGCCCAGGCUGCAGUUGAAUGCAUUACCGUGAAUCGCUAUGCUAUGAUGGCAGAUGAAGACACAAAGGGUUGUUUCAGGUUGCAUAAGCUAGAUACUGGGCGGGAGGAGACACCAGUGACGACCAAAAACAUCGCUGUUGCGUCUUCAUAUGGCACAAUUUCUAGCAUCCUGUUGGCGAUGGUGUCACAAGCCUUGGUUAUUCACAAAGAUGAGAAGGGAGCAUUUUCAUUUCAGAUUGGAGCACAGCCCAAUUGGAAUGCCCGAGGAAUAGACCGUAAUGCGAUAUCUGGGAUGUUUGACGAGCACAAGCACAAAAGUUUGCUGUCUUUCUAUUUGGGAAAUCAAGGAACAAAGGAACGAGAGGACCACAAAUUCGCUCUGGUGCCAUAUGCAACCAAAGGAGAAUUCGAAGAGAAAGAGGCCCUGGUAAUGCCAUGGGGUGACAAGUUAGCCUCUCGAGGAUGGAAGGAGUGCGAUGCUGAGUCCUAUGCAUUAAUGGCCAAACUUUAUACUGAUGAUGCUUCGAAAUUUAAAAACAUGGGCGAACUUGAUGAAGCUGGGGUUGCCAUGUCAUUGUCUGAAAUCCUUAAUGGAAUAUCAGAAAAGUAUAAAGGCCUCACCACCAAAGAAAGUAUCCAAAAAUUUGUUGCCAAGCUGUUGGAACUUUCGCCAAUUGAUCAUUGGUCUACUGGAGCACGGAAUUAG
Molecule: messenger RNA, 1002 nt
Organism: Cylindrotheca closterium
Lineage: Eukaryota; Bacillariophyta; Bacillariophyceae; Bacillariales; Bacillariaceae
Source: the annotation of a GenBank genome assembly